Molecule: messenger RNA, 1143 nt
Organism: Meloidogyne enterolobii
Lineage: Eukaryota; Metazoa; Nematoda; Chromadorea; Rhabditida; Meloidogynidae
Source: the annotation of a GenBank genome assembly
AUGUCGUCUCCAACACACAACUGCUGUCAUCCAAAGCAACAACAGCCGCAAACGACAGCAGGAGAACUUGCGAGCGUCAUGCAGGAAUUGCGUCAACGAUUCAACAAACCGACGAACCCGAACGAUGUGCCAGUUCAGCCUGUGCAGAAGAAGGAGCAGAAAAAGCAGCGUAGCUAUCUUCAGAGAAGGAAUGCUUUUCGGAGGAAGUGUAAGAAGCGUUUAGGAUGUAAGAUCCAUUCACCAGCUAGUCUGUUUAAAUUAUUAUUUUUAGGGGACAUUUUCUCCAAGAUCGAGAUGUGCAGUGAGACAGAACUUCUCGACAACUGGAACAAAUUUCCAGAGGGGAAGUUGUGUGAUUGUUCAGAAAGAUUUCGCUUUUGGCCUGAUUGCUUUUAUUGCCGUCAGCAUACCAAAUCCUGCCCAUCCCUUUUCGUGUAUUCUCCUAAACUGAAGAAGCUUGCUGUUAAAAUGGAUCCCGAAACUCCGGAUUUCUUGAAAAACAAGUCCAAGCGGGAAGCCAUGGAGAAGCUUGAUGGUAAAGAGAAAUCGCCUAAGCACUGCGAUGAGGCCAUUGAUCAGCCUGCUUGCUCUGACCAACAUCUUGCCGAGCUCGACCCGAAGCAACAACAACUGCAAACGACAGCAGAUCUGACGAGUGUCAUGCUGGAAUUGCGUCAACGAUUCGACAAUCGGACGACCGCGAAGGAUGUGCCGACUCAAUCUGUGCAGAAGGAGGAGCAGAAAGAACAGCUUAGCUUCUUCCAAAGGAGGGAGGCUUUUUGGGAGGAGUGCCUAAAGCGUUUAGGAUGUAAGAUCCAUUCACUAACCAAUUUGUUUAAAGCCUUAUUAUUUUUAGGGGGUAUUAUCGAACGGAUCCAGAUGCGGAGCGCGGAAGAACUUCUCAACGACAGGAAGAUGUUUCCGAAGGAGGAGUGGUGUGAUCGUCCAAGCUCGCAAUAUAAUUGCUCUUAUGGCUGUCAGCAUACAAAAUCCUGCGAAGCUUUCUUCGAGUUUUCUCCUGAGUAUAUGAAACUACUUGCCGACCAAGAUGCUAUGAUGGGCUACAAACAUCCGACCUUCUCUGCAAAAUCCAAGAUGGAAACUGUGGGGAAGCACGAUGAUGAGGAACAAUGUAAGCUGUAA